This is a messenger RNA of Spodoptera exigua (beet armyworm), 2498 nucleotides long. The record is from the annotation of a GenBank genome assembly. NCBI's taxonomy places the organism in Eukaryota, Metazoa, Arthropoda, Insecta, Lepidoptera, Noctuidae.
CCGCCCGAGACCCAAGAUUAAGAACAUAAGUUUACAAGCAAACAUCCAACAACUGCCAGUAUUUUUCUAUGGUAUUAUUUGUAGUACAAACGUAAAUAAUGGAACAAGAUUGGGAACCAGUUAUUUUGAGAUCUACUAGGACUCCUAAGAAUAGGGAACUAGUAAGAGAAAGUGCUGUAAGAGAAUCUCUCCUGUCUGAAUCCACAUCAGGAAUUUGCAAAGGUGAAGAAGAUGAUACUACUAGUGUUGGUACCGCUUCGUUCUCGAGCCCUGACCUAGAAUUCAGCACUAGAGAACGACUGCCAACAAUACAAAAGAAACUUCCGAACUUGGGCGAUGAAGCAAUUGCGUUAUUAGAUAAGCCGAAAGCUAGUAAUGUCAAAAUUACGGUGAAUCCUGCUGAUCGAAACGUUGAAACUAAGAAACACGAUGAUGAAAAAUCGGAUAAAGAUAAAGUUAAAAUACCAGAUGGAGGGUGGGGAUGGGUGGUUGUGCUGUCUUCUUUCGUAAUAUCCAUGAUAGCCGAUGGUAUCAGCUUUUCUUUUGGAUUACUCUACAUAGAGUUUCUGGAAGAAUUUGAAGCCAGCAAAUCGACGACAGCUUGGAUAGGAAGCUUGUUCAUUGCUGUGCCACUACUCUCUGGUCCUGUGAUGAGUGCUUUGGUAGAUAGAUAUGGUUGUCGAAGCAUGACUAUUCUCGGUGGCCUGAUUUCAACAUUAGGAUUUGUUCUUGCUUCAAUUUCUACAACCCUAGAAAUGAUGAUGAUUACUUUUGGAGUUAUUGCUGGUUUGGGUCUCGGGCUGGUUUACGUUACCGCUGUCGUAUCUAUAGCGUACUGGUUUGAGAAAAAAAGAAAUUUGGCAGUAGGUUUAGGAGCAUGUGGAACAGGAGUUGGAACAUUCUUGUAUGCACCUAUGACACAAUACUUUAUUGAUGAGUACGGAUGGAGAGGUACAAUUCUCUUACUGUCUGGGACUCUAUUGAAUUUGUGUGUUUGUGGAUGCGUUAUGAGAGACCCAGAAUGGUGGAUACAAGAGCAGAAACGGCAGAAGAGCAGCAGAGAUGAAGGAAAACUUAAGAAAGAUGAUGAUAAGUCCAGACAUUCGAGUUCAGCUUCAAUUUCUACGCCGUAUGUCUUUGAUUUUGACGCACCAACACGCGGCAAGAGCAUGGUUGGUUUGAUCAAAAGAGGAGUUUCUCCGGAAAAGGUGAUCAAGCAAGAAGCAGACAACAUUAAACGUCACCAGGACAUUAUGAAACUUAAGAAAUCUAAACGUUUAAACUCAAAAUCUCAAUCCGUGGAGAACCUACCUACGUACCUCACUUACAGCGAAAAGUUAUCAAUGGGAACAUUAGACACAUUAGUAAAAAAGACUAGUCGAGCCUACGGAAUCGAGGUCAAAUAUCCAGCAUUUGCUAUAAAUCGUACUAAGAAGCAACUGCUAAAAGAACCGAGCAACGAAUCAAACGACCCCCCUGUAGUUAAAUACACGAAUGACGUUCUCCAACGAACUAAUUCAGAGAAAUAUGAGAAUAGAGAUAAAGCUUCAGACAAGUAUGAACUUAAGAAUCCAAAGAGAAAAGCAAUGAGAAAGGCAAAGUCAGAAACGAAGGAUGACAAGGAACUAGUGAAGCAAGAUAGUAAAGAAAAUAGAAAAGAUUGGCUGAAGAAGCAACUGUCUGUGAAUCAUCAUUACUUGAGGGAUUUGAAGAUGCCAUUGAAUUCUAUAAGCCAUAGAAAUGCCAUGUUGAACAUUAAGAGGUAUAGGUUGAAGGCGUCAUCGUGUCCAGACAUAUUCAAGAAUUCUAUGAUAACCAUCGAUGAGAAGGAAGAGAACUGGUACGACGAUUGCUUCAGCUGCCUCGCGGACAUGUUCAACGUGACCCUGUUCAAGCGUAUGACUUUCAACCUCCUAUGCUUGGGUACCAUCAUCUUGUUCAUCUGGUUCAUCGUGCCUUACUUCUACCUCGCCGAGCACAUGAUACACAAGGGGUACACCGACGAUGAGGGCGCUGGCAUGCUCAGCUUAAUUGGAAUUACUAAUACUAUUGGAAUGGUCGGGCUUGGUUGGAUAGGAGAUUUUCCCCAAGUUUCCAUAGGAGGCCUGUAUGCAGUGUGCCUCGUACUCUGCGGUGCUUCUGUAGCAGCUAUUCCACCAGCCGCCGCAACAAAUUACUGGAUUCUAGCCUCUGCGGCUGCAGCCUUUGGGUUGUUUUUCGCAGCAUCGUAUACCUUCACCCCGAGUCUGUUGGUGAAACUGGUGUCUUUGGAUGACUUUACUUCGGCAUAUGGGCUGGUCUUACUAGCGCAGGGAAUCGGUCAUCUUAUUGGUCCACCACUAUCAGGUUUCAUUUACGACGUGACGUUAUCCUGGGAGCUAUCGUUCUACCUGGCUGGUGGCUGGAUUGUAGUGGCUGGUAUUCUAGUUUCCCUCAUUCAGCCAGUGAAGAACUACCAGCUUCGUCGAGCUGCUCUUGAUGAUGUUAGCAUGGCUUAG